UUACGACUUUUACGUUAUCGUAAAUUAAUUAUAACUUCUGCACUUGGCUAUUCUGGAUAUAAUAUAUAUAAUAAUCACACAUUUUUACCAUCUUUUAAAUAUUUCAAAGAUAUUAGAGAUUUUUUUGAUUCUGAUUAUGACCAAAUAAUAAAGAGAAUCCAUGAUCAAGAAAAAGUUUUAAAAGCAAAUUUCAAUAAAACUUUACAAAACUUUUAUAAAAAAUAUGAUGAAUAUUUGAAUACUACUUUCGAACCUAUUUCAUAUGAUGGAGAUAUAUAUGAAGAUUAUUCAUCUCUCAAAAUGUCUCUCCUUCCUUUCAGUCUAUACAAUACAUUUGGUAAUGAUAAGACUUUAGAAAUGGAUAAAAAUGAAAUAGUUGAUAUUCAAAUGAAAUAUCAAAGAGAAAUUGAAAAGCUAGAAGAAGAAAAUAGGGAAUUACGCAAACGACUUUUGAUUUGCAAUAAAGGCCAUAAAAAAAAUAAGGAUAAUAAUAUUAAAUUACCUUUGAUUGAUUUAUAUUCUGAAAUACUUGAUGAUUUAAAUGAUUGCCAACAAUCAGAAAAUCACAUGCCAAAAAUAGUUGUUGUGGGCGAUCAAAGCUCAGGUAAAACGAGCGUCCUUGAAAUGAUAGCUCAAUCGCGCAUAUUUCCUAGAGGGUCUGGCGAAAUGAUGACGCGUUCUCCAGUCAAGGUUACCUUGAGUGAAAGUCCUUACCAUGUAGCUCAAUUUAAAGAUAGCGAAAAAGAAUUCGAUUUGGGUAAAGAGAAGGAUCUAAUAGCAUUGCGGAAAGAAAUCGAACUAAGAAUGAAAAAAGGCAUUAAAAAUGGUAAAACCAUAUCGAAUGACAUUGUAUCCCUUACUGUUAAAGGACCUGGCUUGCCAAGAAUGAUACUUAUUGACCUACCAGGUAUCAUAUCCACGGUUACGAAUGACAUGUCUCCAGAUACAAAAGACAAUAUUACACAACUAGUCAAAUCCUACAUGGUCAACCCAAAUUCUAUUAUAAUGUGCAUUCAAGAUGGAUCUAUUGAUGCCGAAAGAAGUAAUGUUACGGAUUUAGUUAGUUGCAUAGAUCCUAAUGGAGAAAGGACCAUUUUUGUUUUGACAAAAAUUGACAUGGCCGAAAAAAAUUCGUUUAACCCCGACAGAUUAAAGAAGAUUUUAGAGGGAAAACUGUUUCCAAUGAAGGCUUUAGGAUAUUUUGCAGUUAUAACUGGUUCCGGCAAGGUUAACGAGAGCAUAGAAGAGAUUAAAAAAUACGAAGAAGAAUAUUUCCUAAAUUCUAAAUUGUUUAAAGCUGGAGCUUUUAAGCCAAAUCAAAUGACGACCGCGAAUAUGAGUAUAGCCGUGUCUAAUUGCUUUUGGAAUAUGGUUAAGGAGACUAUAGAGCAGCAAUCGGACGAGUUUAGGGCAAUGAGAUUUAAUUUAGAAACUGAAUGGAAAAAUUCGUUUCCCAAAUCUAGAGAAUUAGAUCGUGAAGAACUUUUUGAAAAAGCAAGAAAUACCAUAUUAGACGAAAUAUCACGCGUGAACGGGAUCACACCCAAACAAUGGGAGGAUUUUAUAAUGCAUUCUUUGUGGAAGGAUGUAAAAGAUGACGUUAUCCAAAAUAUCUACUUACCAAUUUUCAUCUCUUCAAAAAUUAGAGAUAUACAGAUUGUAAAUACUUCAAUUGAUAUUAUGCUAAAAAAAUGGGCCGAUACGAUUUUACCCCAUAAAAGUGCUGACUGUGCCUGGAAGAGUCUUGUAUUGUUCGUUCAAAAUUUUCUGGAUAAAGAUAACCUAAAUCACGAUGAAUAUUUAUUCAAGGAUUUAAAAAAGUCAGUGUUAAAUAAUGCAAUAAAUAUACAUGAAUGGGACAAAAAAUCCUUUGAUAUGCUACGUCUCUUACAAAUUAAUGCCUUGGAGGAUAUAUUAAUUGAUAAUAAAUCACAAUGGGAUACCGGUGUUAAAUUUAUGGAAUCCGCUAUUCAAGAAACAAUUGAUGACAUUAAAAUAAAAUUAAAAGAUUAUCAAGGCAAAACAUGGUUUGAAAAAUGGGUAAAUUGGAGUAAUAACAAUACAACUAAAUAUUCACGAUAUUUUACAAUCAUUCAAGAAGAAGUUGACCAGAUAUUGAAGUCUAGUGUUACUAAUAAAGCUAAACUUAAUGAAGAUAUGAUGCUUGAUAAGGUUAAAUACAAUCUUUCAAAUCGUGGUAUCGAUUUUGGCGAUGAUAAAAACAUCGAUGAAAAAUACAUUUCAACAGUUGCCAAUUAUUUAUUUAAAAAACAUUUCUUACAAGAGUCAUUACAAAAUGCGAAGGAAUGCAAAAAAGCGUUUUAUUAUUAUCAACAGCAAAGCCUUAGCAAGAAUAUAGAUAAUAAUAAAUUAACAGUUUUUCAUUGUGACGAUGUCGUUUUAUUUUGGCGUAUCUAUAAAAUGCUGCAAUCAACAACUCAUUUUUUAAGACAACAAAUAACAAAUACCGAGGCUAAAAGAUUUAUUAAAGAAAUUAAAGAUGUUUUAGUAGAGUACGGUGAAAAUAAAGAGCAAUUGGAAAGUUUGUUUGUUGGAAGGCAAGUUACAUUAGCAGAAGAACUUAAAAAAAUUCGAUCGAUUCAAGAGAAAAUGGAUAUUUUUAUUCAAACUCUAAAUAAAGAAAAAAAUUAAUUAUAUUGAUCAUAAUUUAUAUAAAAAUAUAAAGUUGUCAACUUCAUUUUAUAAUGCUUAAAAUCGAAAUCACAAUUUUAUAAUCUGUAUAAAAAUUAUGGAUUUAUUUAUUGAAAAUUUUUUAAAAAUCAUUUUUUGAGCAUUAUAUAUUUUGC
Messenger RNA from Gordionus sp. m RMFG-2023, 2807 nucleotides. Its product is annotated as dynamin-like 120 kDa protein, mitochondrial. The record is from RefSeq and is a predicted model, not a curated record. Gene Ontology annotation, cellular component: microtubule; cytoplasm; mitochondrial membrane. NCBI's taxonomy places the organism in Eukaryota, Metazoa, Nematomorpha, Gordioida, Chordodea, Parachordodidae. Bases 301 to 2652 code for a protein of 783 amino acids. Gene Ontology annotation, molecular function: microtubule binding; GTPase activity; GTP binding. The transcript has 14 exons. Gene Ontology annotation, biological process: mitochondrial fusion.